AUGUCGCUUGAGAACCAAGUGAAUCACUACUCUGCUACAGGAAGCGGCUUGGCUGUCCACAAUCAGGCACCUUUUCCAUUUGGGCAACACUUGUUGGCCAUCGCCGGUGGAGGCCCUGCCGCCAUUUCCACAGCCCUAGCAUUCAUCCAACGGGGCUACGACGUCCGGGUCUUCGAACGACAAUCCGAAUGCAAACCAAUCGGAGGCGCAGUCCUCCUCAACAUCCCCGUGAUGGCAAUCCUACGAUCAUACGGCAUGGAAAUGCAGCACAUGGGCUCCUACACGGUGACCUCGUUCCAGAACAAAAGUGGCGUCGAGCGCGUCGAGCUUGCCUUCAACAAAGAGGUCGAGCGAUGUAUGGGAAUCAAGGGCUGGCAAUACGGCGUUCUCCGCUCGUCUGUGUUCAAGAAAAUGCUCGACCUUCUCCCGCCAGGCGUCAUCAACACUGACCACCAAUUCACCUCGUAUUCCGAGCUCCCAGACCAAGAGGGGAUUGAAGUGCGGUUCUUCAAUGGGGAAACGGUCACAGCUGAUAUCCUGAUCGGCGCCGAUGGGAUACGAUCAGGCGUUUCACGACAAGCCUUCGGCGACCCGAAACUUUUCCACGCCGGAGUGCGUGUCUGGCUCGCCUGGUGCGAUCACAUCCCCGACAUCCCGGAGAACUACGGCGUCAUCUCCCAUGACUGGCAGUACCAAGCUAGUUAUUUUCCCAUGCUCCAUGAAGGCAAGCCCGGGUUCGAAUGGUGGAUUGUGGAAGCCUCGUGGGAAGACAAGCCCGUCCCGGAAGACCCUCGAGCGUAUCUAUCCAAUAUCCUCAAGGACUGGACACAACCGCUCCCUCGGCUCCUAGAAGCCACGAACUUCGACACGCAGGUGUACAGAUGGGAGAUAUUCAACCGGCCAUCCAUGAAGAAGUGGUCCACAGGGCGGGUUAUGUGCAUUGGUGACGCUAUCCACCCUGUAUCACCGUACGCUGCGUACGGGUUAGGCAUGGCGAUUGAAGAUGGGUAUUUUCUGGCGCGAGCCCUGGACGGCGUGGAUCUGCGUGAUGGAGCCGCGGUGAAUGCGGGGUUUGAGAUCUUCGAGAAGCAGCGCGUGGGUUAUGUGAAUCAUAAUAUGGAGUUUGCGCGGUUUAGUGGGAAGAUGUUUCAUUGGUUGCCAUGGCCACUGGCGAAGCUGAGGGAUUGGAUCUUUGAUUAUACGCCGAUAUUGGGGAAUCUUCUUAAGAAGGAUUAUUUGAAACGGGCUGAGGAGCAGACGAUGAGUAUGAAAGAGCUUCAUGUUGUUUAA
Aspergillus steynii IBT 23096 is the source of this 1290-nucleotide messenger RNA. RefSeq names its product FAD-dependent oxidoreductase. Bases 1 to 1290 code for a protein of 429 amino acids. Lineage: Eukaryota; Fungi; Ascomycota; Eurotiomycetes; Eurotiales; Aspergillaceae. The transcript has 2 exons. The record is from RefSeq and is a predicted model, not a curated record. Gene Ontology annotation, molecular function: FAD binding; monooxygenase activity.